UGCCCUCCCGGCUUUAUUGCCUUUUUGUUUACACAGCACAUGCCAAAAUUUAAUUCCAUUUCAAUCAGUGGAUACCACAUGCAGGAGGCAGGAGCUGAUGCCAUAUUGGAAUUAGCUUAUACUAUAGCUGAUGGAUUGGAGUACUGCAGAACUGGAAUCCAAGCUGGCCUGACCAUUGAUGAAUUUGCACCAAGACUGUCUUUCUUCUGGGGAAUUGGUAUGAACUUCUACAUGGAAAUAGCUAAGCUAAGAGCUGGGCGACGGCUUUGGGCACAAUUAAUAGAGAAAAUGUUUCAGCCCAAGGACCCAAAAUCUCUUCUUCUAAGAGCUCAUUGUCAGACCUCAGGAUGGUCCCUUACUGAGCAGGAUCCCUACAACAAUGUUAUCCGUACUGCAGUAGAAGCAAUGGCAGCAGUGUUUGGAGGUACUCAGUCUUUGCAUACAAAUUCAUUUGAUGAAGCCUUGGGUUUGCCUACAGUGAAAAGUGCUCGCAUUGCUCGGAAUACCCAGAUUAUUAUACAGGAGGAGUCUGGCAUUCCUAAAGUGGCAGAUCCAUGGGGGGGUUCCUACUUGAUGGAAUCCCUUACCAAUGAUGUCUGUGAGGCCGCUUUAAAGCUUAUUAAUGAGUUUGAAGAAAUGGGUGGAAUGGCCAAAGCUGUAGCUGAGGGAAUUCCCAAACUCCGGAUUGAAGAAUGUGCUGCCCGAAGACAAGCCAGGAUCGAUUCUGGUUCUGAAGUAAUUGUUGGAGUAAACAAGUACCAGUUAGAAAAAGAAGAGACGGUUGAAGUUUUGGCUAUUGAUAACAGUUCCGUCCGAACCAAGCAGAUUGAGAAGCUUGAAAAGGUAAAAGCUAGCAGAAAUGAAGCAGCAGCCCAGCAGUGUCUCACUGCUCUAACAGAAUGUGCUGCCACAGGUCAAGGCAACCUAUUGGCACUGGCAGUGGAAGCAGCACGUGCAAGAUGUACAGUUGGAGAAAUAACCGAGGCAAUGAAGAAGGUGUUUGGGGAGCACAGAGCCAGUGACCGAAUGGUGAGCGGAGCUUACCGCCAGGAGUUUGGGGAGAGCGAUGAAAUUCUUCAUGCCAUCAAUAGAGUAAACAAGUUCAUGGAGCGUGAAGGGCGCAGACCUCGUCUUCUUGUUGCCAAGAUGGGUCAAGAUGGCCAUGAUAGAGGAGCUAAGGUUAUCGCUACAGGAUUUGCAGACAUUGGCUUUGAUGUGGACAUAGGCCCACUCUUCCAGACACCCCGUGAAGUGGCCCAGCAGGCUGUAGAUGCUGAUGUGCAUUGUGUGGGUGUGAGCACAUUAGCUGCAGGUCAUAAAACUCUUGUUCCUGAGCUCAUCAAAGAGCUGAACACACUUGGCCGUCCUGACAUUCUUGUCAUGUGUGGAGGUGUCAUCCCCCCUCAGGAUUAUGAUUUCCUCUAUGACUCUGGUGUCUCCAGUGUAUUUGGUCCUGGGACUCGGAUUCCAAAGGCAGCCGAACAGGUGCUUGACGAUAUUGAAAAGUGCCUGGAUAAGAGGCAGCAAUCUAUGUAACACUUAAACGUCAUACCACAAAAUCAGCCGUAUAAUAACCACGUACAGAACACGAUCAGUCAUCAGCUAGGAAGAGCCAGCCACGUAGCUUUGGUUACAAUGCUUGGUGCCUUGUGUGCUUUCUAAGAAAGCUGUAAUUUUUCAGUCAUGUUCUAUCUGUGAGGAAUAUUUCACCUGACUAUGUAUAUAAAAAUUAUCUCUAAAAGUACAAGGGAGUUCAGUAAAAUUUAUUCAGAUUGUUUCAUGAAUUUAGUUAAAUAAAAUAUCCAUUCUAAUA
Messenger RNA from Chelonoidis abingdonii (Abingdon island giant tortoise), 1813 nucleotides. Lineage: Eukaryota; Metazoa; Chordata; Testudines; Testudinidae. The record is from RefSeq and is a predicted model, not a curated record.